UGCCGCACGGCGGAGUAAACGGCGGGGCGUGCUCGGUUGAUUACGUCAUAAGAGAAACUGAUUUUCUACGAUAGUCGGCCAUAUUGACUUGGGCGUAAGAACAUCGAAAGCAGUCCCGUGCCCAUUGCGUCGCGCUUGCAGUUCGAAGUAAAUGGUGCAUCGCCGUUGUUGGAGGAGUUCUCGGACCGGGUUGGAUUUUCCAUGAGCUACGACCGUCCCGUCGUUCGAGGGAUCUGAAGAUAUCAAGGGCUGAGAUAUGCCGGAGGAACAGAAGUCGACUGGUGGCCCGCCAGAAGUAACUGCGGAAAAUGGGACCAACUCGCCCACGAAGAGUCCGGUCAGCAAAGGCAAGACGGCAAUCGCGAGAGUCACUCUCCUCGAUGGAACCGUUAAAGACUUCCAUGUAGACAGAAAGGCGAAAGGUCACGAAUUGCUCGACACGAUAUGUCAGAGUAUGAACCUACUGGAAAAAGAUUACUUCGGUCUCAUUUACGAAGACAGACACGAUUCGCGAAACUGGUUAGACCUAGACAAAAAGAUUGCCAAGUUCGUGAAAAACGAGCCUUGGAAGUUUAAUUUCGAGGUAAAGUUUUAUCCACCGGACCCGGCUCAAUUACAAGAGGACAUUACGCGUUAUCAGCUUUGCCUUCAAAUUAGAAACGACAUCAUCACGGGACGAUUGCCGUGCUCGUAUGUUACUCAUGCUCUUCUAGGUUCAUAUUUAGUUCAAUCGGAAGUCGGUGACUAUGACCCGGAGGUACACGGUCAUACAUAUUUAAAGGACUUCAAGUUUGCCCCGAACCAGACUCCAGAGUUAGUGGAAAAAGUAAUGGACCUGCAUAAGACGCAUAAGGGUCAAACACCCGCGGAAGCGGAACUGCAUUAUCUUGAAAAUGCGAAGAAGUUAGCCAUGUACGGAGUAGAUCUUCACACCGCUAAAGACUCGGAGGGCGUCGAUAUAAUGUUAGGCGUAUGUUCGUCGGGCCUCCUCGUCUACAGAGAUCGGUUACGAAUCAAUAGGUUCCCUUGGCCGAAGAUACUGAAGAUCUCGUACAAGAGGCAUAACUUCUAUAUAAAGAUCAGGCCGGGCGAGUUCGAGCGAUUCGAGUCGACGAUCGGUUUCAAACUGGCCAACCAUAGGGCGGCGAAGAAGUUAUGGAAAGUCUGCGUGGAACAUCACACCUUCUUCAGGCUCAUGAGUCCGGAGCCUGUUAAGAAAGUGGGCCUUAUACCGCAUUUAGGUUCCCGUUUCCGAUACUCGGGACGAACUCAUUACGAGACGAAAAAGACUCCUAUCGAUAGACAACCUCCGCAAUUUGAGAGAUCGUUGAGUGGCCGCCGCCCUACGUCUCGCAGUAUGGACGCACUCGGAGGUCCGAAGCAAGUUGAAUCUUACGGUUCAGAGCCGAGUAAGAGGCACACGAUGAGCUAUGAACCGGAAAUGAUUCCCGACAUGGAGCACAUAGAUCAGCGGCCUAGUCCAAUUAAAAAACAGAAGGAAAAGCUCACACGCAAAACAAGUGCCGGAACAACAUCAGCUAGCAGUACCAGUAGCCUGGAAGGAGAGUACGAUGCAGAUCGUGGCAAAAAGAAACCGGUCGGAGGGAUCGCGGUCCUACCGCCCGGUGGUUUAUCCAAGAAGAAAAAGGAUAAGCAAAACGAGAACGAGAGGGAGAAUCAUAAUGAUCUAAACAACUCUGAUUUAAUAAACGAAAACGCUAUUCUUGACAACAGCAGCGCGAAGUCGCCGAGUAAGAAGGAGUUGAAGAAGAAGGAAAAAGAAACGCCCGAGAAGAAAGAUAAAGAAAAGAAAGAGAAAAUAAAGAGUCCAAUCGGCGUGCUCACGUUUGGCAAGAAGGACAAAGAUGACAAGAAGAAGAAGCAGAAAAAGGGUAAAGGGCCAGACGAAUCAACGGACAAAAGCGACACGGAAUCGAACUUGUCUACGUCAGAAAAGAAGCAGCCUCCGUCCGAAAAACCGAGCACGGAACAGACGAAAGCCAUCUCGGGAUCUCCUCAACAACCCAGUUACACGAAACCCUAUGAUUACGAAGAAACGGAAACCUCUCCAACGAAAAAACCUUUCACUCCGCAUGGAUUUUCGUACGAAGACAGACCAGCGUCUCCGGAGGUUCAGAAUCAACGGUCACCGACCGGUGAAAGUCGGAAGGCUACAGGAUUGGCUUUCAAUUACGCCCCGGGCGAAGAGAAGAAGGUAGCCGAGUCAGCGGAGAAGAGGAAGACCAAAGACAUCGACUCGAAGCCGCCUUCCGGAUUGAAGACUCCUGGUUUGAAUUAUGUGGAGUCCGCUGGAUUGAAGGAACAGCAGAAAGCUUUAGCGAAACCAGGCGCCAAACCGGACGAUAAGAGUACGUCAGCCGUUUUGAUCGCAGCUGAACAACAACAUCAAGGUGCUAAUUACCAACCGACCGUGGCUCAACCGCCCGCCGCAGAUGCCAAGCCGGAAUACCACAUCUUGCCGCUCCCGGAUGGUUCCAAGGUGAUCGGAGGUGUUAUUUAUACCAAAGACGGUAAAUUGUUGGAUCAAAGCAAUCUCGGGCCGGAUAAUAGUAAGAUAGUGAAUGGGAAAGUGUGUUCCAAGGAUAGUAACCCGAUUAAAAAAUCCGAAUUCGGCCCGCACGGAAUUUAUAUUAAUAACGGAUUAAUUACAACGAAGGAUGGGAAACCGGUGAGUCAAGAGAUUUUGGGCGUGGAAAGGAAUUUUAUCAGAGAUGGAAUCGUGUAUGGUUCUAACGGACAAGCAGUCGACCAAUGUUUCUUGGGCUUGGAACACGCAUCAGUGAAGGAUGGUAAAAUCGUAGGAAAGAAUGGAAAAGUGAUACAAUACAAUAAGCUAGGCUCCGAUGGAACGUACAUAAAGGAUGGUCUCAUAUUCUCGUCCAAUGCGAAACCACUUACCCAAGGAUCGUACACGAUAAACGGGAGCUAUGUCGUCGCGGGAGUAGUCUGCGACGAAAAUGGAAGACCAUUGCAUCAAAUUGCUUUGAUACCCGACGAAACUUACAUCUACGAUGGGUUAAUUUGCGGUACAAACGGCAGUCCAAUUUCUCAUGGUAUUUUGGGCCAUGAGGGACACUACAUAGCCGAGGGAAAAGUCUAUUCGAAAGAAGGUAAACCGGUCAAGCACGAAUCUUUCAGCUCGGAUGGCUCCGCGAUAAAAGACGGUAUAAUUUAUUCGAAAGAUGGCAAGUUUUUAAAUCAGGGUUCAUUAUUACCUUGCGGCGCUUAUUUGAAAGACGGCAAAGUCGUCAGUAAAGAUGGCAAGUCGAUCAAGCACGCGUUCUACAAACCCGAUGGGAGCUUUAUAAAAGAUGGUAUCUUGUUUGGCAAGGAUGGCAGGCCUCUGAGUCAUAUACCUUUGAUAGCUAAUGGAAGCUUCAUCAAGGAAGGCGUCAUGUACGAUAAAAGCAAUAAACUGCUGUCGCAAAGUCUUUUUAAACCUAAUAAUAUCGUUAUUAAAGACGGAAUCAUUUAUGACGCAAACGGUGUAAUAGUGUCCGAUGCUUUUCUUGGCCCGGACGGCUCGACGAUAAAAGACGGAAUAAUAAUUGGAAAGGAUGGUAAACCUGUUAAACAAGAAUCUUUCGAUUCGAAUGGGAGUUACAUAAAGAAAGGAGUGAUCCAUGCGAAGAAUGGAAAGCCUCUUAAUCAGGACUCUUUGGUACCCGAAGGGGCAUCGAUCAAAGACGGUAAAAUAUACAAUAAGGACGGCAAAGUCCUGAAAUUUUCGUUCUUCAAACUAGAUGGAAGUGUCGUGAAAGAUGGUCUCGUGUAUGCCAAAGACGGUAAACCAUUGAAUCUCUGCUCGGCACUUUCGGAAGAUAGCUUCAUCGCGAACGGAGUGAUCUUCAAUCACAACGGGAUGCCCGUGUCUAAAGAUAUGUUUGGUUCUGAUGGUUCGUACGUCGCUGGUGGCAUAAUUCACAACAAAGACGGCAGGAUAAUAUCCGAAGGUGUCUUCGGGCCUGAUGGAAACGUCAUUAAGAACGGACUGAUCGUGGCCAGCGAUGGAAGGCCGUUGACUCAGGACGAUAAAGGACCGGAUAACAUAGCCGUGAAGGAUGGAAAAAUUGUGGAUGAUCAAGGGAAUCCGAAGAACAUGGCAUCCAUCGUUCCAGAUGGAUGUUACAUCCGAGACGGUGUCGUUUACGACAGAAAUCAAUGCCCCUUGAAACAAGGAGCGUUCAAGCCCGAUGGAAGUUACAUCAGAGACGGUCUUAUAUACGGAUGGGGUGGGAAACUACUUAACAGCGGCAGCGAACUCCCCGUUGGAAGUUACGUGCAAGAAGGUAGAAUCUACGGAAAGGACAAACAACCGCUGGAGCACAGUUCCUUCGGCAUGGACGGAGGCUACAUCUCUAAUGGAUACGUUUACGGGAAAGACAAACAGUUGCUAAGCCACGGAUUGUUCGGUAACGACGGUAGUUGCAUAAAGGACGGAUCGUUGUACGGUCCCGAUGGGAAACCGCUGAAUCGAAAGCAAACUGUAAUGUUUGUCACGCUCGUUCGUUACGGUUUGAUCUGUGACCGCGACGGUAAGCCAUUGAAAUCUGGUCAUUUCGAUGAGGAUGGUAGUAUCGUCAAGGACGGAAGAAUUUACGAUCGAUCCGGUCAACCCAUGUCUCAAACUUCUUAUAGAAACGACGGAAGCUACAUAAAGGAUGGUUUCCUUUACACGAGCAAUGGGAAACCGCUGUCUCAAGGUAAUCUACCACCCGAGAACAGUUUCAUUCGAAACGGAAAAGUCUUUGACUCGAACGGGCAACCGUUGACGCAAGAGGCAUUCGGUCCGGAAGGCUUGAGAGUGGUGAACGGAGUCGUAGUGGAUAAAACUGGGAAACCUUUGAAGCAGGCAGCUUUUGACGGUGAAGGCAAUGUUGUGAAGGACGGUUUCGUUUGUACAUCGGCCGGAAAGCCACUGGAUAAGUAUUACACGGUGAUCACCAUCACUUUGGUUCGCAACGGCCUCUUGUGCGGUAAAGAUGGAAAACCGGUGAAGCAAGCACCGUUCGGAAACGAUGGAAGCUACGUUAAAGAUGGAAAGAUUCACGAUAAAUUCGGCAAGUUGAUGAAUCAAGAGAUUUUCGGAGACGAAGGAGCGUAUCUGAAGGACGGCGUUGUACUGUCUAGUACCGGGCAACCGUUGGACAGCGACACUAUCCUGAAGGAUGUGCAGGACGUGACAAAAUCGAUCUCGAAAACGAAGAAAGCGUUGGCCACUGCUCCGACGAUCGUGAAAACCACGACGAAGCAAUCGGUGGUAAAGGACCAAGACGGUGUAACGCAGAACAUCGAAGAGAAAGUCGAGGAUCUUACUCCUGGAGGCACGGGCCAAGUAACAGUCUCGACGCAGCUUAACAAGGCAGAGGCAACAGACGAUGGUAGAGCCCCGUACAUGACAGCGACUGCUGUUACGACACGUACCGCUACGAUGCACGAGGAUCUUGAAAAAAAUCAAAAGACGAGCCAGGUAGAGGAAAAGACCGUAGCGCACACGACAGCGACCAGUGCGACGAGACAAGAGCAGAGAGUAGUGACCCAGGAAGUACGAACAACGAGCCACGUGCUGUCCGGUGAACAGCUGUUCAAACGAAGGCUCAGUACGUCCAGUUCGAGCAGCGACGAUUCAGGUACACCAAUUGACCUCGAAGACGAUCAGCAGGCUUUCUACAAUCAAUACUAUCAGGGUGAACCAGCCAGCAUUGAAACAGAAACGCACGUGUACAAAGAGGGACCAGAAAAUAACGUGGCGAGCACUACCACUGUCCCAUUGACAGCGACCGAAACCAGGAAGGUAGCUGUUGAGAGUGACGAUGGUAUGUACAGUGCGACUGGAGAAAUAGUCAGUUCUCAGACGAUAUCCAGUAAAACGCGCACUGUCGAAACGAUAACGUACAAAACCGAGAGAGACGGAGUCGUGGAAACUCGAGUAGAACAAAAAAUAACGAUACAAUCGGAUGGAGAUCCGAUCGACCAUGACCGAGCGUUGGCAGAAGCGAUUCAAGAGGCGACCGCUAUGAACCCUGAUAUGACGGUGGAGAAAAUAGAGAUUCAACAACAGACCGCACAGUAACGUAUUGCAAACAUCUAACAUGGUCAAGUUAUCUCUGAAAUAAAGGGCACUCUUCAUCUAAAAGAUAAAAACGCUGGUGAUUCGAUGAUGAACGAUGUAGAAAAAUUGAUAUAAUUGAUACACAUUGUUUCUUAUGAAAAAUAUGAUUGUACGAUGUGUUACGAGCUUGAAUUCGAUUGAAAAUCGAGUUAUUAUAGAAAGAAUAUUGACGGUACCUCGUACCAUAAACUGCAGUGUUCAUAUUCCGUGUAUGUAUUGUCUACAGAGAGACACGUGUAUGUAUGCAUAGAGAUGUAUGUACGUAGACGAGGAAAGAAUUUAAUUAUAGUUAAAAGAAAGAUAAGAGUGCCCUGAAUUAUAGCGAACAUGUUUAAGUGAUAUCUCAUAAUUAAUCCGCUGAUUUGAAAUUGAUUAAAGCGAUGCCCAAUACUCGCGAUAUCGGGAAUUUAGUUAUCUCUAAUUUUCUAUUUUGAACAACUUCAUCUUCGAGCCUAAUGUAAACCAAAAACACAGAAAAACUAUUAAAAAAAAGUUGAUUACUCAAAAGUACGUAACUAUAUUAUUAAAUAUGCGUCUCGAAGUACACGAGUACAGUAUAUUAUAAAUAUAAAUGAAUAUAUAUAUAUAUAUAUAUAUACAUGAUUUGUAUGGAUUUAACCAGAUGGAAAGUAACAGUGCAAAGAUUUAUAAUAUGUAAGUGAGAGAGGAUGCACAGUAAAAUUCGUUGAUUACGCUUCGUGCGAUUUACCUGUAGCUUCUCUGCAAUAUAAUUUCCUUUUGUAUAGAUCAAUUAUAUUAUUUGUGAGAUACUUUCUUCAAAACUGAUGCUGUAUAAUGUUUAAUUGUGUGACAAAGUCAGAGUUCGCUAAGUACGAAGAAUAUUAAUAUAUACAUUACAAGAAUAUAUAGAUACAUGUAACAAAUAUUUACGAUUAAUCGACGAAGAGAUGAGUCUACAGGGUUUCCGAGAACUUUUUAGUAUUACUACGUUCAGCAAAGCGAAACGGAAUAAAGCUAAGGCGUUAUCAGUACAUCGUUUAUUUAAUAAUUUAAAUUUACGAGUCUCGAAACUGUGUAGAUUCGUUAGAAUUAAAUAUAAUUCAAAGAUGAUAACAUUAAUACGAUUAAUAUUAAUAAGCUAAAGAAUUAUAUGUAUGUAUAACUUCAUACCAAGAGCUACGAUGCAUUGGUCAGCGUAUAUGUCUAAAUUUAGCUGUAACUUUUGUAGUUCUUAAGACUACAAGUUGGUAUAAGAUUAUCUCUUUCGUUCAAUAGUUUAUUUAACUUUUUGUAUGAACAGAACACAGAAAUACUGGUAAGAAGGAGGAAAGGCUGAAUAAUCCUGAAUUUAACGAUAAAAAAUGAUUAAGAACGCAAGCUGUACUUUGCAAGAGACAAAGCUAUAUAAAUUAUAUAAAGUUAUAAAUAUUAAAAUACAUCUGCUGCUUCGUAUAUUUGUGUAUGAACAGUAUAUAAUUAUAUAUACAUAUAUAUAUAUUGUACAUGCGGCAGUUAUUAAGCAACAUUAACAUGUGCAUAUCACACCGUAGGAGGCUUGGUUUAUACCUUUGUUCUUUCGGGAGAUCGUUCAAACGUACGCUUGCAUUUUGCACAAAGCAUUUAUUUCACGUAUUAACGACGAAAACAUUUUUUACUUUUCUACAUUUUACACGAGUCGACGUGACGAGCUAAAUAAAACGUUUAUACAUACAUUAGUUUUGUAGCGGUUUACAGUCUUUAUUACGACUCGUAAAUUUCUCGGAGUCAGUAUUGUUACAUCGUAUUAUGUCAAUUCACGGAAGGAUCAUUAAAGAUUACGUGGAACAAAGGGUAAUCACUGACCAUCUACGUGCGAGUUGCAUUUCGUUUUCUAUGUUAUAAUUUUGUUAUACGCUGGCAGCUGAUUAACUGUUUUCGAUUCAUUAAUCUCAUUUAAUUGAUAGCGUUAGUACACAGUUUAUAAAACAUGCUCAACCACUCGAUUAGUUACUUUCCAUUUCACUUGCGAGCAACUUUUAUAUACAUUUCGUAGACCGAUGUUUGUGUCUCGAUAUUAUAAGAGAGAGAGGGAGAGAGAGAGAGUAAAAUUACGAUGAAGAACAAAUUUAUUUUCUACUUGUACCUUUUUAUACACCAUAUAAUUCCAUAAUUUAUAAUAAGAUAUUUUUCUUUUUUAUUGUACCUAACAUUCCAUGCUUAUAGUAACUAACACAUGUGUAUAUAUAUAUUAAUUAUUAUAAAUGCCUGUGUCAUUUAAGACUUAUUUAUUCGUUUACUCGUACAAUUACGAUUAUUAUAAUUUUGUGUCGGCCCUGCUUGAAGAUGUAAAAACAAUUUUUCCCAUCGCUAUUUUGUAUCGAGUUAAGCUUUAAACGUAAGAUCAUGGAUCUUCAAGCAGUGUACAAAUUGUAGUUAAUAGUAUUUUGUACUUUAAUACUCCCGUCGUUCGUUCAGCGAUAAUACAAAAAAUGAUAUACGUAUACUUAAUAUUAUAGAAUACAUAAAAGCAUUUUAUGUGUAUAGAAAAUUCUUCGUAACCGUUUUUAAACCGUGCACGUUCUGUUAUAUUUAAAUUAGAAUCAUUGUUUUACACGCAUGAAUAUCAAUGUACUUUUAUUUUAGUUUAAAACAGUGUUACGUUGAUGCACAUUAAUAUAUAUAUAUAUAUGAAUGUCGCCUUAGUGCUAGAAAGUUGUACAAAGCGAUUGUAAUUAGUUCUCCAGCUUGUUUUUAUAAUGAUUUGCCAUAUAUUUAUUCCCAGCGCAAUUCGAUUCAUACAUUUUAUUUUCACACGACUUUCCAGCAUGCAGGCAGUAAUAUAAAAAUUAUUUAAUACCCGUACGUAUAUUAUAAAAGAAUAAAAAAUGAGAAGUACGCAAUGAA
Messenger RNA from Ceratina calcarata, 8977 nucleotides. RefSeq names its product erythrocyte membrane protein band 4.1 like coracle (gene cora). Bases 257 to 6094 code for a protein of 1945 amino acids. Gene Ontology annotation, molecular function: actin binding; structural molecule activity. Gene Ontology annotation, biological process: actomyosin structure organization. The record is from RefSeq and is a predicted model, not a curated record. Gene Ontology annotation, cellular component: plasma membrane; cytoskeleton. Lineage: Eukaryota; Metazoa; Arthropoda; Insecta; Hymenoptera; Apidae. The transcript has 15 exons.